GACUCAUAAAAGUUGGACGAAUUAUCUAAGGAUGAAAAGUGAAACUGAUUCUUUUAAUCAAGCAAAAAUUAUUAUUGGGAGAUGCCUGACUGCAACUUUGAAGGUUUAGAGAUCCUCAAAGCGGAAGUAACUGUACUCGAAUGUUGAAAGAACUUAAAUAUGGACUCUUUGGCAAAAUCUGUAUUAACGAGUAAAGUAAACUCCGUCACCGAUUCAGUAAGCAAAGGUUUCGGCUUUGGGGAUGAAAAAAAAGAGGAAAACGAAGCCGGUGGCCUAACAUUAAAGGAAGCGCGUAAAAUCGAAGAGAAAGAAGCAGAGAAGGCGAAGAGGCAACAGGUUUAUGCCAAACGCAGCGAAGAAAGACAGAAAAAACGCGAUGAAAUUCGAGCUAAAUAUGGAUUGUCGAACGAGAAAAACUGUAGAGAGAAGACAGACGAUAGUGCUAAUAGUGAAGAAAAGUCUUGUAUCGUCAUGUAAAUUGUGCGAGUCGUGGUUGAGUAUUUAUUACAAUGUAUUGAAGUGUAAAAUUUUGUAUAAAACUGUCUUAAUACUUGUUUGAGACUUACAGCGUGUAUAAUUUUUAUCCGUUGGCAUUGUUUAAUGUUCAUAAUGGCCAUGUCAUGUUGUAUUGACUAAAGAUUUUUCUUGUUCAAAACCGGAUGAAACCUAACAUACAUGUAUAACCUUGUCAACUACCUGUGGCUGUGGCAGGAAAUUGGGUUUCAUCCUUUCAGAAAUGGAAAAGAUAAAGAUUCUAGGUCAUCUUUAAACUCAGUCCUUCAAGCAAAAUCAACUUCAACCAUCAAACUAAGUCCUCGGACAAAAUCGAAUACAAUUUGAAAUAGUGCAUCCAUAUAAUACAUAAAUAUAAUUGCUAGAGUAUAAUUUUCAUAGUUUAGCAUUGACAAUGACUCCAUGAUGAAGUAAUAAUUAAAAAAUUCCAAAUUCAA
Molecule: messenger RNA, 950 nt
Organism: Xenia sp. Carnegie-2017
Lineage: Eukaryota; Metazoa; Cnidaria; Anthozoa; Malacalcyonacea; Xeniidae
Biological process (GO): neurotransmitter transport
Molecular function (GO): syntaxin binding
Source: RefSeq, a predicted model, not a curated record